Molecule: messenger RNA, 723 nt
Organism: Fusarium mangiferae
Lineage: Eukaryota; Fungi; Ascomycota; Sordariomycetes; Hypocreales; Nectriaceae
Exons: 3
Coding region: 1-723 (240 amino acids)
Molecular function (GO): protein binding
Source: RefSeq, a predicted model, not a curated record
AUGGCGCCUCAAGGAGAAAAGGGUUUCUUCGCCUCUCUGAAAGAGUACUACAAUACUGAUGCUCUCUCCGACGUCACCGUUACCUGCGGCGUACAAGUGUUCAAGGUUCACAAGAUCAUCUUGUCAGCCCACUCUAAGUGCUUUGCUAAGGCGCUGAAAGACCACUGGAAGGAGGGCUCCGAGGGAAACAUCGAUAUCGAUGAUUUUCACCCAGGAGUUGUUGAUGCCCUGCUCCGAUUCAUGUACUCCUAUGAGUACGACAACGAUCAAGAUACUCCACGCAUGCUUUUCGACGUCAGAGUGUAUCAGAUUGCGGACAAGUACGGCAUCACAGCACUGAAGGAUGAGGUGAAGAAGCCUUUUGAGGUUGCUGUGAACCGUGAAUGGAUCACCGACGAUUUUCCGAUUGCCGCCAAUCUUGUCUAUGUGACAACUCCUUCCCAAGACAGAGGCCUUCGCGACAUUAUCGUGGAGGUUAUGAGGAAGAACAUUGAGCAUCUUGCCGGUGCCAACAAAUUUGACGAACUUCUCAGAACGACGCCAGAUUUGGCCGUAGAUCUUGUUACUUGCCUAAGUGGAAGAACAGCAUCACCUGAGACGCAGUAUCAGUGCCCUGAUUGCGGCGCGCAAUUCUGGGUAAAUGAUGACCCUGAGGACUGGAGCUGUCCAUGCUGCACUUGGAAGACUUCAGAUUGGAGUGGGUAUAAAAUCGAAUGGGUUUGA